Messenger RNA from Rhinichthys klamathensis goyatoka, 2802 nucleotides. It is a transcript of the gene snphb, whose product is annotated as syntaphilin b. Gene Ontology annotation, cellular component: mitochondrion; cytoplasmic microtubule. The transcript has 7 exons. Gene Ontology annotation, biological process: neuron differentiation. The record is from RefSeq and is a predicted model, not a curated record. NCBI's taxonomy places the organism in Eukaryota, Metazoa, Chordata, Actinopteri, Cypriniformes, Leuciscidae. Bases 371 to 2497 code for a protein of 708 amino acids.
AAUAUUACGCAUCUGCUUUCAUAUCAACGCUCGUCCUCCCUCACGAGGCUCUCAAACAAACCUCACGCACCAGAAUCCCUCUCACUAUCAGCAGCAGCAGCGGCAUCAGCAGCACCAGCACCAGCACCAGCACCCGCCCCGUCGACUCGACUCGCCCUCCCGAGCAGCGGAGCACCGCUGUGGCGGAGUCCUUGACGGGGACGAGCACGGGUAAACACGGCAAAACACUGCUGUUUACAUGAAGGCAAGCUGAUUCUCGCCGGAAGGCUGCUACAAGGCUGGCUGCAGCUGAGCCUUUCAUCCUGUGUUGACAGGGAGGAGGACAUAUCCAGCUGAAGAAGGAGAAAGAAGGGAGAGGACUGCUGACUCCAUGUCUUCGCCUUCAAAUAAAAGAUCUGGUUCUGGAUCACGCAAAUUCAACCUGCUGAAGGCCCUACAGCCUAAGCACCGCUUGCAACAAAUGCUGUCGUCUCCCACUGCAUCCCCUGUUUUUGACUAUUGCAGGUUUAUAGAGCUAGACUACACACCCAUGGAGUCAGGCAUUAUGGUCUCUAUGAGACAGAGCAGAGGAUUUCUGACACCAAAGUCCCCGGAACGCCACUGUCGACGAAGUCCAGCACCUGUCAGUAACCGCGAUCCCUAUGGAAAUGCCUCUCUUAGCAGCAGUAGCAAUUCAGGGUCAUGCAAGGGCAGUGAUGGAAGCCCAACCCAUAGGCGUCACAUGAAAUACACCGCCUGCAAUGAUAACCAUGGUAUCCGGCCCCCUCCACCUGAGCAAUAUCUAACUCCACUGCAACAGAAAGAGGUGUGUAUCAGACACCUGAGAGCACGGCUUAAAGAGACCAUCGACAGACUGCAGGACAGGGACACUGAGAUUGAUGAGUUGCGUACUCAGCUGUCUCGUAUGCAAGAAGACUGGAUUGAAGAGGAGUGCCACCGUGUAGAGGCCCAGCUGGCUCUAAAGGAGGCUCGCAGGGAGAUCCAGCAGCUUAAACAGGUUGUAGAUGUUGUCUCAUCCAGUCUGGGAGACACCGACACUGGGGUGCAGAAGUGCUUCCAAGACAUAAACCUCCAGAACCACAAGCUGGAGUCUUUAUUGCAAAGCAUGGAGCUGGCUCAGGUCGGGACCACCAAAGCAGGAGAACCCCUAGUGGGUGGAGGGGUGGUGGGGGCAGGGCUGGAGGUCAGCGAGGGCCUGGAGGAGUCUUCAGAAGGCUCCCCAGCUCGCUCGCUUACCCGCAGCUCUACCUACACCAAGCUGAGUGACCAGACCGGCCCGGAACGUGGGGGUAAUGAGAACGGGUGUGACAUUCCAUGUUUGUCAGGCGAGGGCACACAGGACAGCGGGUUUGUUUGCUGCGGAGACAGUGGAAGAGGAGCCAGCAAGGCAGACCUGCUCCUGGAGGCUGCAUUUCUGUCCCAAGAAACUGCUUCGCUGCUCAAUGCGUACUCCCGCCUGCCACACUCCUCCACCUAUGAGGCGCUGUGCAACAGUGAGACGGGAGUUGUACCACUCCUCUGCAGUGGGAUCGGAAUGGGGACCAGUGUUAGCGUAAGUAAUCCAUGUCUGUCACAUCAUCAUUUAUACCUGCACCACAUGCGUGAGCAAGGCAUUCAGACCGACCAUUCUCCGGCUUCAGCGCCAGCACAUGGCCCCAGUACAUCUUUUACCUCUGAUCUGGACACUAUUGCUGAGCGUACCUUCCGCUCUCAGGCCUGCAGCCCGACCUCUACCUGGAUGUCUGAUGAGGGAGAUGAUCUGGAGUUGUUAGCUACAGAGUCAGCCAUUACAGCAACAGUUGCCACAACUUCCAUUGUCACUGAUUUUUCCACUAAGUCUGCACCGGUUGUUGCAAUGGAGCCUUGUGCACCAACUGCAUCAGUUCCAAAAGGACCUGCAUCUUUAGCGUUGAUCCCCAUGGAGUCCCCGGUCAAGGAGACUACUGUUUCAGAGUCUCUUACAGACUUGGCAAUCACAACAACAGCUUUGACCACAGAGACCAUUGGAUCUCCAGUAACCAACUCUGUUCAACUUCAACUUCUAACAGACCCUUUGCCAAACCCUGGGACAUCCCCUUGCUCUGUGCAGACUUUGGUCGAGACAGAAGAGGACACCCUUCCACAGACCACUCAGCCUCGUAGUGUACUUACAGAGGCUGGGAUUGCAGGGGAUAAUGUAAUCAAUAUAGGUUCAGAUGAUGAAGAUGAGGUUGAUGAGAGUGCUACAAACACAGAUUCCAAGUCGCCUGGCUGCGGUUUACCUGUAAAGAAUUACUGGAGCCGGCACUUCCUAGUGGAUUUGCUUGCAGUGGUCGUGCCAGUGGUCCCCACAGUGGCAUGGCUCUGUAGGGGUCCACACCGUGAUGGUCAGCCAAUGUACCAUAUUGGAUCUCUGUUGCGGGGUUGCUGCACUGUGGCCCUCCAUUCCCUGCGUCGAGGAGGUGGUCUUCGGCACUACCCCGCAGGAGGAGGUGGUCCAGGAGGAAUGAAUAUAUGAGACCCUCUCUUCUGUCUUGGGAAGCCCUGAAGCCAGUGAUAUCACAAGAUGUGCAAUAAGAGAGUGGUUAAAACUUCAAAAUUAAUUGAGGCAACCACUGGGAGCAUAGUGUCUGAGCACAGCACCUUAAUGCUGUGGUUCUUUAUGGUCUAUAUUCAAAAGGAGAUAAGAAUGAUGAAGAAGAAUCACUACCAUGUAUUUACACCUACAAAUAAGAUGCUCAUGAAGACUAGCGAGCUUUCACCUUUCUCCACAACUGCUACACGGCAAAUAGGCAAGAUUAUGUGUUCUGAAUUACUGACACA